This is a messenger RNA of Melanotaenia boesemani (Boeseman's rainbowfish), 791 nucleotides long. RefSeq lists its product as uncharacterized. Lineage: Eukaryota; Metazoa; Chordata; Actinopteri; Atheriniformes; Melanotaeniidae. The transcript is spliced from 5 exons. Gene Ontology annotation, molecular function: cysteine-type endopeptidase inhibitor activity. The record is from RefSeq and is a predicted model, not a curated record. Bases 213 to 647 code for a protein of 144 amino acids.
CACAUUCCCUAACACACUGCUCCUCUCUCCCUCUUUCACUCCUCCACAUUCACAUUUACUCUCAACUGCUUUAACAUCCACAAGCUGGGGCUCUACAUUUCAAAUUACAAAAAGUAGGGAUCUGAGAGCUGGCUGACAAGUUGUCCACUUCAAGAGAAGAGUUUUACCUAUUUGGCAUCUUAUUCUGGAAACCUAAAAGAGCAGAAGUAAAGAUGUCUCUACCAUUAUCAUUGCUGAUAUGUCUGUCAGCUGUCCAGCUGUGUAUGGGAGAUCAGCCGGUGGAGGAAGUCAUUGUAACCAAAAAUGUGCCACUUUUGGGUGGCUGGCAAGACAGUGAUCUGGAGUCAGCUGAUAUUAAGAAGGCAGCUCAACACGCUGUGAUGGGGUUUAACACGCGCUCCAGAUCUAAGAAGAUGUUUAAACUGGUCUCAAUCACCAGCGCCAAAACUCAGGUGACUAACAUGAUUAACUUUAAGAUUGAUGCAGUCCUGGGAAAAACCAAGUGUCUCAAGUCUGAAAAUCAGUCCUUGAACAGCUGCAGUCUUGAAGAAAAGGAGCUGCAGUGCCACUUUGACGUGACUUUCAACCCCCGCAACGACAAACAUAAACUGCAGAGUCACAAGUGCAAGAAACCUGUGAAGGUUUAACUUUUUUAGAGCUUAAACCUUUUUAUAUCUUUACAGCUUAAAUUUUUUAUAAUACAUGUAAGAAGUGCCUGAUUUUACAGUAAACAGUAGAUGGGCUUUAAUGGAAAAUAAUCCAAUAAAAAUGGGCAGCAGUGACUCAGCAGA